AUAGCAGUUAAAGGUGAUUAUUGACUGCUGUUGUGAUGUCAGUACAUACAGUUUUUUGAUUAACAUAAAUAGCUAAAAAAAAAUUAAAGACUCUUUGUCUUCAUUCUGUUUUGUGUGUUUGAAUUGUGUAUAAUUCUAAAAAAAAAAAUUGUAAAUAUUACUAAUAAAUACGUUCAUGUGUCAUCAAUAUUAUUGAUAAAUUCACUCUGAUUUAAAAUGAAUCAAAAUAAUCAUGGGGCUUCAAGGCGAAAUUCAUCCUCAUUUAGUCGACAUAAUAGUGGAAAUCAUUCAAAUCGUCAAAAUUUAUCACAUGGACAUCAACGUUGGCCAAAUCGAUAUCCUAAGGAAUACAAUGAUUACGAACAAUGUUUUGAUGAAUGUCCAAUAAACAAUAGUAAUUCUCCAAAAGAUUCGGGAUUUUUGGGUCAAGGUUAUCCAAAACAACAGUUGUCGCCAAAUUCACGAUCUAGACACAUUAUUUAUAAUGGUGAUAAUACUGUAUCAAGAAGGCAUAAUGGUAACAAUCAAAUGGAUUCACCAAAUGAACGUCGAAAUCCAUUGAUGGGUCCAUCGAUACCAUCAAUGUCUGAUCGGCGUCAUUUACCAUUAGUUUCAGAUAAUCGUCAUUUAGGCGGUGAUCGACGACAUAUAUCACCUCCGUUACGUAUUAAUAUCUGUGAAAAUGGUAAUACACAUUCGCAUAAUUUAAGUCCUGUACAACAGCAAGGGAAUAACAUGCCGUUAGAGUAUUCACCAAGGCGUAAUGGACGAGAAUUACUUGUUAGCCCUGUACAAAUAAAUCAUUCCCCUCCUUUCUAUCGUACAUCCAACUGUGAUGAAGGUAUCAAAAGUGAAAGUCCGUCCAGAAAACGUCGUCGUCUAUCAAGAUCUGGACACCAUCAAAUGGUUGAGCAAAGUACUCAAGUGAAUUCAUGGGAGCAUAACGUACAAAGAAGAUCUCCACGACAACAUCACCCACCGGUGGCUACAGCGAAUACAGUCAUACAAAAUACUCCACCAAUAGUUAUGAGACGUCCACGAUUUCGGGAACGAACGCCUGUGUGGGCUCCACCACCGCAUCAAGAAUAUUCCCAUCACCGUAAUAAUUUUGGUCCAGUGAAUCAACAAAUCUCACCAGAAAAUGGCCACCAUCAUCAAUCGUCAAUGUUGUUGGAUAUCAAUCAAGUCCCCGUGACUUUGAAUCAUCAUGAACCUCCAACAAUAUGGACUUAUACCUCGUUAUGUUCCGCUCCAACACCCGCACCUCCAGUUACCUCGCAUAUACAUUCAUGUAAUAUGUACCCUCAAUUUACUCCUCAAGGUUGCCAAUUAAUACCGCCACCUCCAACUCCUCAAUUUGGUAAUUGUCUUCAGUUUCCACCACAUUCGUCAUUGUCCAUUCCACAACAUUACUCGCAUACACAUCAACAUUUACCACCUCAAGUACGGCAAGAUGUUCUACAACGACCUGAAGGUUUGGACGUAGAACAAUUACUUGAACGACACACACAUCAUCCUCAUGCGGCCGCAUUACAUCAUGCUAGUGCCGCAUCCUUACACGUACCUCCCUUACAUUCUUCGACACACUUAACAGCACAAGUAUCAUCCCCCCCAACACUGUUUUUACCAGAUACAAGUCGUGGACCACCACAAUUAGAUAUAAUGCACAUGCGUCCACGUCGUUUAAGUACUACAUCGCGUAGAAAUCAUACGCCACGCACACGAUGGCAUCCGGGUGCAUUACCAUUAGCAGCUCCAGCUACUUAUCCAGGCUUCGUUUUGCAAUUUUUGGCAAUGUUCUCAAAUCCACCACUAUCACCAUAUAGUCAAGCAGAUCUCAGUGGGUCAGAUACAAAUGAAACUGAAAAUUAUGAAGCAUUAUUGAAUUUAGCUGAACGAUUAGGUGAAGCAAAACCACGUGGAUUAGCUAAAAUGGAAAUUGAACAACUUCCAAGUUACAAAUUCAACAGUGAUACUCAUGAAGGUGAUCAAACGUCAUGCGUUGUAUGUAUGUGUGAUUUUGAAGCAAGACAAUUGUUACGAGUAUUACCUUGUUCGCAUGAAUUUCAUGCCAAAUGUGUGGACAAAUGGCUACGAUCAAAUCGCACGUGUCCUAUAUGUCGUGGAAAUGCAUCAGACUAUUUCAAUAACAGUGAUUAAUGUGCCAUUAAUAUUAUUCCUUAAAAAUAUCGUCUUCUCAGCAUACACCACAAUCACCAAAAAAAAAAAAAAAAAAACACAACCACCCCAAAAA
Messenger RNA from Chrysoperla carnea, 2254 nucleotides. RefSeq names its product RING finger protein 44 (gene mura). The transcript has 6 exons. The coding region runs from base 217 to 2160 and encodes 647 amino acids. The record is from RefSeq and is a predicted model, not a curated record. NCBI's taxonomy places the organism in Eukaryota, Metazoa, Arthropoda, Insecta, Neuroptera, Chrysopidae.